Messenger RNA from Epithele typhae, 1425 nucleotides. Its product is annotated as actin-domain-containing protein. The transcript is spliced from 13 exons. The record is from RefSeq and is a predicted model, not a curated record. NCBI's taxonomy places the organism in Eukaryota, Fungi, Basidiomycota, Agaricomycetes, Polyporales, Epitheliaceae. Bases 1 to 1425 code for a protein of 474 amino acids.
AUGGGCCGGGGGCGCAGGAACCAUCGCUCGUCCGACCACAAGCACGGCACCCGCGCGCCACGUGAGCCGCUCGGCCUUGGGAACCCCGCCACGAAGACCACCCUGGGUGCGGGACUCCGAUCUACCCAGCCGCAUGGAGAUCCUCAAGACCUCGCGCCCGCCCCGGACGACCUCGCCCUCCUCGCCUCGACGUCUGCACCUGCCACUAGUGCGACGCAGCUGCGCCCAUCAACUGCGACGGAUGGAGAAGCGAUGGUGGACCUCGCACUCGACACGGACGACGGCGAAGAGUUGUUGGCAGUGCUCGACCUCUCGCCGGGAGACGCGGGGGCGACCGAAGGCGACGCGGACGAGGGCGACGCGGGGGCGACCGAGGGCGGCGCAGACGAGGGCGACGCGGGGGCGACCGAGGGCGGCGCAGACGAGGGCGGCGCGGAGGCGAGGGUUAUCGACAACGGUUCCGGCAUGUGCAAGGCUGGCUUCGCCGGUGAAGAUGCCCCCUGUGCCGUGUUCCCAUCCAUCGUCGGUGUCAUGGGUGGUGUGGACUCUUGCGUUGGUGACGGGGCCCAGUCGAAGCGUGAUGUCUUGGCCAUCAAGUACCCCAUCGAGCGCGGUAUCGUCACCGACUGGGACGACAUGGAGAGGAUCUGGACCCACACCUUCCGCAACGAACUCCGCGUCGCCCCUGAGGAGCACCCCAUCCUUCUCACCGAGGCCCCGCUUAACCCCAAGGCCAACCGUGAAAAGAUGAGCCAGAUCAUGUUCGAAAACUUCAACGCCCCCGCCCUCUACGUUGCCAAACAGGCCGUCCUCUCGCUCUAUGCGUCUGGUAGUAUCACCGGUAUUGUCCUCGACUCGGGUGAUGGUGUCACCCACACCGUCCCCAUCUACGAAGGUUACGCGAUCCCCACGCCAUCCUCGCGCGGUUACGCUUUCCACACCGCCGCCUCGCGCGAAAUCGUACGUGAAAUCAAGGAGGAGCUUUGCUACGUCGCCCUCAAUUUCGAGCAGGAGCUCCAGACCGCCGCUCACCCGUCCGCUCUCGAGAGGAGCCACGAGCUCCCCGACGGUCAAGUCAUCACCGUCGGCAACGAGCGCUUCCGUGCUCCAGAGGCUCUCUUCCAGCCUGCCUUCCUUGGUCUUCAAGCUGCCGGUAUCCACGAGACCAUAUACAACUCGAUUAACAAGGUGCGGGUCAGGCACGGGUACACGAAGCCGUACCCUUACCCGACCCGCACGGACACACGUCGCGACUUCUACGGCAACAUCCUCCUCUCCGGUGGCACCACCAUGUUCCCGGGUAUUACGGACCGUAUGCAGCGCGAGCUCAACGCUCUUGCGCCUUCGAGCAUGAGGAUCAAAAUCGCCGCUCCCCCCAAUCGCAAGUACUCGGUCUGGAUCGGUGGUUCGAUUCUCGCGUUGUAG